UUAUUGAUCAGUGAUAAGAAACAGCUGCUGUGACGUCUGUGGCCACGAUGUGACUGAAGCCUGUGCACGUGUCCUGGACGUGAAACUCUGCGUCACUCAGGUGGAGGCACAUCCGGUCGUCGAUGGCGGAGUCUCGGGUCAUUGUGGAGGAGCUGCUGGCUCUGUGUCUCCAGAGGAUCACUAUGGAGGAAAACAGCAUGCGCACUGAGCAGGAGACAAUCGAGCUGGUGAAAAACUUCGAGGAGGUCAGAAAGAAGUGGCUGCACGCCGAGCUGGAGCUGAAGAAGUACAAAGAGCUGCUGGUGAAGUCGGACGUGGCCAAAGCCGCUCUGGAAGUGAAGCUGAAACACGCUCGCAAUCAGCUGGACGUUGAGAUGAAGAAACGCUACAAGGUGGAGGCCGACUACCAAUACCUGCAGAGGCAGAUGCAGCUAAUGUGCGACAUCCUCGUCCACGACACGAAAUCCAGCGCCUGUCUGAACGAUGAGCAGAAGUCUCUCUUGGCCACGUUUGAGCACAAAGGGGGGAACAUGACACUGCAGAGGAGCACCAGACGGUUGCCUGUGAUCGAUGAGUCGUCCUUCCUGUCUCACUCUGACAUCAGCUACGAUCGCACCGACGACGAUGUGGAUUUGGACACAACUGUGAUCCAACCGCUGAGGUCUCGAGCGAGAGAGAGGAGGCGUUCCUCGAUGGGUCUGCCUGUUGGUGCUACGGUCAGGAAACGAAGCAGAGGCAGGAACUUGUCAGCAGAGCUUCUGGAGAGGAAAACUGUGGAGAAGGAGGUGGAGACCGUUGUGAAGGCCUCCAUCAUUUCUAAUGACACUGGAGGCCAGGUCCACAUGGUGCUGGGAAUCACUCAGGAAACCUCCGAAAACUCUCCCCAGACUAUCACCCAGGAGUGUAGCGUCUCAGCAGGAGGCCAGACCUCGGUGUGGUUUCCCUGCAAUGACUCGGUCCCCGGUCCUGAGGGUGAAGCUCUGGUCGAGGAGAAAGUCGGGAACAUUGGCAGAGACCAGAAAGCCUCCAAACACACCUUUGUGUCAAAGACGGUGAUCCGGCCGGAGACCUGCACGCCGUGUGGGAAGAGGAUCCGCUUUGGUAAGAUGGUGGUGAAGUGCAGGAACUGUCGCGUGGUUGCUCAUCCGGAGUGUCGACAGAAGUUCGCUGAUGGCUGCACAGCCUUCAAUGCCACGGCAGGAAGUACAACUCAAACGGCAGCUAAGGUGCAGAGGCAGAUGCAGCUAAUGUGCGACAUCCUCGUCCACGACACGAAAUCCAGCGCCUGUCUGAACGAUGAGCAGAAGUCUCUCUUGGCCACGUUUGAGCACAAAGGGGGGAACAUGACACUGCAGAGGAGCACCAGACGGUUGCCUGUGAUCGAUGAGUCGUCCUUCCUGUCUCACUCUGACAUCAGCUACGAUCGCACCGACGACGAUGUGGAUUUGGACACAACUGUGAUCCAACCGCUGAGGUCUCGAGCGAGAGAGAGGAGGCGUUCCUCGAUGGGUCUGCCUGUUGGUGCUACGGUCAGGAAACGAAGCAGAGGCAGGAACUUGUCAGCAGAGCUUCUGGAGAGGAAAACUGUGGAGAAGGAGGUGGAGACCGUUGUGAAGGCCUCCAUCAUUUCUAAUGACACUGGAGGCCAGGUCCACAUGGUGCUGGGAAUCACUCAGGAAACCUCCGAAAACUCUCCCCAGACUAUCACCCAGGAGUGUAGCGUCUCAGCAGGAGGCCAGACCUCGGUGUGGUUUCCCUGCAAUGACUCGGUCCCCGGUCCUGAGGGUGAAGCUCUGGUCGAGGAGAAAGUCGGGAACAUUGGCAGAGACCAGAAAGCCUCCAAACACACCUUUGUGUCAAAGACGGUGAUCCGGCCGGAGACCUGCACGCCGUGUGGGAAGAGGAUCCGCUUUGGUAAGAUGGUGGUGAAGUGCAGGAACUGUCGCGUGGUUGCUCAUCCGGAGUGUCGACAGAAGUUCGCUGAUGGCUGCACAGCCUUCAAUGCCACGGCAGGAAGUACAACUCAAACGGCAGCUAAGGACUCGUUGGAGGACUUUGCUCCUCAGACUCAUCCCAGAGUGCCUCAGCUGAUUGUGGACUGCGUGGCCGAAAUCGAGAGGAGGGGCCUGCAGGAGAGAGGCCUGUACAGAGUUCCUGGAGGUGAGCGUCUGGUAAAGGAGCUCAGAGACUGCUUCCUUCAGGGGAAAUCUGCUCUGAUGCUCAGUAAAGUCCAAGAUGUCCAUGUGGUCUGCGGACUGCUGAAAGACUUCCUGAGGAAGCUGAAUGAACCUAUGAUCACCUUCAGACUGCACAGGACCUUUAUGGAGGCUUCAGAGCUGACUGAUGAAGACAACUGCUCAGCUACCAUGUAUCAGGCCAUAGCAGAGCUGCCAAAGGCCAACAGGGACACCCUUGCCUUCCUCAUGAUUCAUUUACACAAGGUGAUGAGGAGUCCUCAGUGCCAGAUGGACCAGAAUAACUUGUCCCGGGUGUUCGGCCCAACCAUUGUGGGUCACGGGAUGCCUGAGCCAUCACCCAGCACCAUCUUGAGAGACACCAACACUCAGCUGAAGGUUGUCUGCCGCCUGUUGUCCCUCCCUGAAGAUUACUGGAGGCGUAUCCUCAUUGGCCAAAUCCCCCCCUCUUCCUCCACCAGUAAGCUGGGCCAGAGGGAAGGGCAAGGUCGUUUCUUCCAGCCGCUGACAUCUCCAGAGUUAAACAGUUACCAAGCUACAGCAGGAAGAUCUGUGAGAGGGCGAGUCAGGAACCGGGCCAAUGCAGGUCGACCAGAGCCAGCGAGGAAAUUCUUCACGUCGCCCAGCUGACAGAUGUUGAACCUCUAACCUGUUUGAGCACACACUAAUGCUGGACCUUGGCCUGAUGAUCAUUUUUAUAGAUUUCAUGCUAACCACAUGAAGUUUGUUAUCGAGGCACUUUAAAAAAUUACAAGUUGGAAUAAAACGUGAUGUCCUAUUCUUUGCUGUGACUUUCAUUUCAUUUGAAACCGUUGAUCUCCUUCCUGUCGAGAUCAGCCCUUUUGGUUUUUUACUUCCUGGACACCUUUUUCUCCUUUCCUUCCUAGUCUCUGGGUUUCACAUGAAGUUCGUUGAUAAUGACCCAGUAAACAAAGGGUCUGUUCUGAACAGAGAUGGGCAGUAACGCGUUACUUGUGUGUGUGUAUAUAUAUAUAUAUUUUUUUCUUUGUUUCUGCAGGUGAUGCUGACCCUCAGCUGUGCAAGAACUGAUGUCUUCAAACAUUAAAGAAAAAUUGCAUUGACUGUCAAUCAUCUUGGUUUUAGAUGUUGCAGUGUGCCGCUAACUCUACGGACAGUGAACCAAGUCUUCUAAAUACAAUAAUGUUCACUGAAUAAAGGGUAUUAUGGCCUGUAAAUAAAUGCAGCAGGAUAACUGGGUGCCAAAAUUCUACUGCUAGUGAGCUGAAAAUACAUUCCUGUGUCUAAGCCGCUCCCCAAGUAACACAAAAACAUUGCUGGCAUGAGUAAACCCAUCAUAUGUUCCUACAUCAGGUUUCUUACAACUGUGUAUGGAACAGUAAGAAGAAAGUCGAGUUAGUUUUGGACUGUCACUUCAUCUUUGUUGGUGUAACCCUCUGAAUAAAAUGUUCAAAAAGCAAGUCUUGCAACUCCACAGCCAUCUGAAAUGCCUGGAAGGAUUUAAAAUGUUGGUUUUUGAAACAUAAUCUAAAUUAAGUUUAAGUGUUCAUUAAAACAUAAGAAUUGUACGUUCAGAAUCACAGGUCAUAUCUAUGGAGGCUUGUUUCCUGUACUGGGAAAAAACAAAAGUAUAAGUCAGAAAUGUUUUUUAAAAAUAGCUUUUAUGUUAUCUUAGAUUUUCAAUUUAUCCCAAUAUUUCAUUUUUAAGUCAAAGUUCCACAAUACUAACCUGAAAAUAUUGACUGUUUGAAAAAAGAAAAAGCAGGCAGUAUAUAAACAAUAUAAGAUUAGGUUGACAACCUGUUACACUCAUUUGCUCCUAACUGUUCAGUAGAUCGGUAAAACACUUCCAAGUUGCAAGCUAAAUGCAGGUUUUACCAGGUGUGGUUAAUCACUGUAAUUGCAACUGCACCAAUAUAAAGUGAACAGCAACCACACACCAGUUAAAGCACAAACCUGCAGCAGCACCUCCAUGUUUUUCAUCCCAACUUGCUGUAGAUGAGUCGUGCUGCUUUUUGAGUUAGACAUGGGGCUCAAGCUUGUUUUGAAGGUUUCCUGCAUUUGUUUCCUGCUUUUCAGCAGUGGAUCUUGUUUCUCUGUAACAAUGAAAGGGCAAACUAGUCAAGCUGUAACUGCCAGUGCUAUAAGUGCUGGCACUAACCCUGGACAUGAUGGCUCUACUGGCGGAGAGGCUGGUUCUGGCCCUGGAUCUAGUGGUUCUACUGGAGAAGAGGCUGGUUCUGGCUCUGGACCUAAUGGUUCUACUGGAGGAGAACUCGAUUCUGGCCCUGAACACAAUGGUUCUGCUGGAGGGGAAGUUAGCUGUUGCAGCUCUGCAGGAGGCUGGUCCUUUGGCUCUGGCAGCUCCAAUGGAGGUGGAGUUGAUUCUGGAUCUGCUGGCUCCACUGCCAGAGGGGUUGGCCCUGGCAGCUCUGCAGGAAGUUGGUCUUUUAGCCCUGGGAGCACCAGUGGAGGAGGGAUUAGCAGCUCUGCAGGACAUUGGUCUUUUAUUCCUGGGAGCUCCACUGGGGUAGCAGUUGGCCCAGGAGGCUGGUCCUUCAGCCUUGGGAGCUCCAGUGGAGGAUGGGUUGGCCCUAGAAGCUCUCCAGGAGGCUGGUCCUUUGCUCCUGUUGGCCCCAUUGGAGAGGUUCGCCCAACGUGGUCUAAUGGUUAUUCAUUCCUUGGUGGUGUUCCUUAUCAAAAUUAUCCUGUAUUAAGUUCUUCUUUCCUUACCACCCAUGGAACUGGAUGCCACCACGUCCCUUCCCUGACUUCAAUGCCUGGUCUACUUAUGAGGUGCCACUAGGUAUGGUUGCGCUGCUCCCUCAGGUACCUUCAUUGCCUUCGUCGCAUCUUGUCCAGACUGGAACUGGCUACCAGCGAGGAAGAGAAGUACUUUCUCACUCCAAAUAUUCUAAUAAUAUCUUGGGCCACCAUCCUCUGAGUCCUGUACUGCCACAGUACCCAAGACGUGCGAGUGGAUUUCAAGGGAUAAAAGUCUAAUGAGGUGAAACUGAAGAGCAUGUAUCUGCUUUCAAGAAGCCUUUUGGAUAUGGAAUAAAGACUUUAAUAAAGCUGAGUGUUCUGUGCAUUUGAUUGUAAUUCGAUGUUUAAAUGAUUUGUUUCACUUCUAUCAAGUAACUGAUCCCAAAGGCUACAGCCUGAGCUGCUUGGUGUGCUCCAACAGUGCUAGAUUCUGGCUCUAGUUGCAAAGAAAAGGUAUCCCAUGGAUUUUCUUGCUCCUUUAUUAUACAGUGUUGAAAGUAGGCAUCAAAAUUCUGCUGGAAAGUGCUUGAUCAUCUGACUCUUGCAUUGACUUGAAGUUGUAGGGUUUUCAACUUUCAAUAUUAAGCACUUUGGGGCAGCUGUGAUUUGGUGGUAUUAAAAAUAGAACUGAUCCUUAACCCAGGCCUUUACCGAUCUGGUAUGGGGAAUCUCAUUCGUUUUUAUACAUUUGAACAAAUGCAGUUUCUGAUCUUGUCAAUUCCAGUCUUGAACUCUACAAAUUAUAUUAACUCUUGGGUCAAACUUCAGCUGAUGUGGAAAGUGUGUAUAGUGUGGGUUGUG
Molecule: messenger RNA, 5741 nt
Organism: Haplochromis burtoni (Burton's mouthbrooder)
Lineage: Eukaryota; Metazoa; Chordata; Actinopteri; Cichliformes; Cichlidae
Product: rac GTPase-activating protein 1
Exons: 27
Coding region: 123-2825 (900 amino acids)
Biological process (GO): signal transduction
Source: RefSeq, a predicted model, not a curated record